This is a messenger RNA of Rhincodon typus (whale shark), 1534 nucleotides long. RefSeq names its product N-methylpurine DNA glycosylase (gene mpg). The transcript has a single exon. Lineage: Eukaryota; Metazoa; Chordata; Chondrichthyes; Orectolobiformes; Rhincodontidae. Gene Ontology annotation, biological process: base-excision repair. The record is from RefSeq and is a predicted model, not a curated record. Gene Ontology annotation, molecular function: DNA binding; alkylbase DNA N-glycosylase activity. Bases 282 to 1106 code for a protein of 274 amino acids.
GGGAGCACCGUGAGGCGUAGGAAAGUAUUAAGGUCUUGUACAAAUACAGCAGGUUGGAAAUUGCUGAUAUUGAGAUUGGGAAGCCUUUAACUGUUACUACUUCCUGUUCCCAGUCUGCUCGGCUGUGAUGUUGCUGGAGCUGAGGGGAAGGAAGCGUGUUUGUAGCAGUACCUGCGCCCUGGAGGUUAGAGAUCAGCUGCAAGUUUUACUGAGCACAGCGCAGAUAGCGAUCAACCUGGGCUCUCUGCAAGGACUCGAGGCUGAGUUUGAACCCCGUUUGAAUGGGACCGAAGAAAAGGAAAGUACUGACUGCUCAGCCUGGGGCGAGGGAAAGGGGAAGCGGGCUGUCUGUGGAGCUGCAGCCUGGUCUGGGACAGGCAGAGGAGCCAGAGCACCGGAGGCAGCAGCAGCUGCUGCCGGAGGAGCGUCCGGUCACCAGUGUCUACUUCAACAAAGUGGCACACCGCAGGCUAUCCUCGGGCUUCUUCACUCGGCCUUGUGUGACCUUGGCCAAAGAGUUUCUGGGCCAAGUCAUGGUCCGAAAGUUUACGGAUGGUAGUGAAGUGAAAGGCAGGAUAGUGGAAACUGAAGCCUACCUGGGCGGUGAGGACCAAGCAUCCCAUUCCCGCGGGGGCAAGCAGACUGCGAGGAAUGCCGCUAUGUUUAUGACUCCAGGCACCAUGUAUGUUUAUCAGAUCUAUGGGGUGUAUUUCUGCUUGAAUGUGUCCAGUCAGGGAGAUGGUGCGGCCGUUCUGGUACGAUCGCUGGAACCUCUGCAAGGACUGCACACAAUGAGACAACUUCGCAGCAAGCGGAGGAGAGAAGCUGGGAAGCCCCUCAAAGAUCAUGAGCUAUGUAAUGGACCCUCGAAACUGUGUCAGGCGUUAGACAUCACCAAGACGUUUGACAGGGGGGACUUGACUACGGCCACUGAGAUCUGGUUGGAACCUGGCCCCGAAGAAAUAAGUGCAUCAGAUAUAGUGUCCACCAGCCGUAUUGGGAUAGGCUAUGCAGGGGAAUGGGUUAACAAACCCUUGAGAUUUUACAUAAAGGGCAACAAAUGUGUGAGUGUUGUGGAUAAAGACGCUGAAAAGAUGAAUGACUAGUUGGAUUGUGCCAUUAAGCAUUCACUGUUAUGGUGCCCUCGUUUCUCGUUGUCUGUUCCGAAGAUUUAUUUUUUGCUGACAAAGGCUUCAGACUCUUAAUUCUGAGUAACUUAGCCUGUUGAAAACACCAAGUAUAAUGUAAUAUUCCAGGAAUUCUGAAUGUUCUGUUUUAUCUUUAUAGGGAAUUGAAUUGAAAACAUCUUAAAUGCCCAGAUUGGUUCAAACCCAUCACUCACAUAAAACCAAGAGUACAAUCAGAGGCCUCUUCAGAAAAUAGGAACUUGCCACAAUUUUUAAAACCACCCUGAACGAAUAAAACCCUCUCGUCUUCAGAUACAUAAUGAUGCAUCAGAUCCUGAGAAAAUACUUUAUGAAAUGUGUAUUAUAUGUCUUCACUAAUUUUCACAAUAAAAUGCCUUGUAUAUUUU